Molecule: messenger RNA, 1463 nt
Organism: Amaranthus tricolor (Joseph's coat)
Lineage: Eukaryota; Viridiplantae; Streptophyta; Magnoliopsida; Caryophyllales; Amaranthaceae
Product: GDSL esterase/lipase At4g16230-like
Exons: 5
Coding region: 71-1192 (373 amino acids)
Molecular function (GO): hydrolase activity, acting on ester bonds
Source: RefSeq, a predicted model, not a curated record
CUCAAUUUUUUCUUCUUUUCAAAAAAAACCUUUUAAUUUUUUUAUAUUUAAAUUUCUUUUUUUUUUGAAAAUGGGUAAUUUUCAAAAUCAACAAAAACUAAAAAUUUUUUUGAUGAUAUAUAUAUUUUAUUCAAGUAUACAUAGUAAAUGUAGAUGUAAUGGAGAAGAGAAAAAUGAAAAGAUAGCCAAUUUUGUGUUUGGAGAUUCAAUAGUGGAUGUUGGGAACAACAACUACAUACUAUCAUUGUCAAAGGCAAAUUAUGUGCCAAAUGGUAUUGAUUUUGGAAUGCCAACAGGAAGAUUCACCAAUGGACGAACCAUUGUUGAUAUUAUUGGGCAUGAGUUAGGGUUAGGGGCAUUUCCUCCACCUUACUUGGCUCCGACCACAAAAGGAAGUGUGAUUUUGCAAGGGGUUAAUUAUGCUUCCGGUGCUGGUGGCAUUCUUAACGAGACUGGCGUGCUUUUUGGUGGAAGGUUAAAUAUGGAUGCACAAUUGGAUAACUUUGCAAAUACAAGGCAAGAUAUGGUUGACAUGAUAGGAGAAGAAGAAGCCAUGAAAGUUCUUAACAAAGCAUUGUAUUCAGUGACAAUGGGUUCAAAUGAUUUUAUCAAUAAUUAUUUAACUCCUGGAUUUUCUAAGUUGGAGCAACACUUAGUCACUCCCCAAGCUUUCAUUAAUUCCAUGAUCGAUAAAUUUAGACUCCAACUUACGAGGCUUUACAAUAUGGGGGCAAGGAAAAUAGUAGUGGUAAAUAUAGGCCCAAUUGGUUGCAUACCCUACCAACGAGAUAUUAAUCCAACGGCUGGAAAUGAUUGUGUUGCUUUCCCUAAUCAACUUGCUCAAGCCUUUAAUACUGAGCUUAAGACUCUUGUUAAUCACCUACGCACCGAUCUCCCGGAUUCUAUCUUCGUUUAUGCCGAUUCUUACCGUGUUUUUACUCAUCUUCUCGACAAUUACCAAUCUUAUGGUUUUGAGAAUGGUGAUUCAGCAUGCUGUUAUGGGAGUGGACGUUUUGGGGGAUUAAUACCGUGUGGACCAACAUCAAAACUAUGCUAUGACAGAUCAAAGUAUGUGUUUUGGGAUCCAUAUCAUCCGUCUGAUGCUGCUAAUCUUGUUAUUGCCAAACGUCUUAUUGAUGGAGAUACUAAUGAUAUUUCACCUAUUAACUUCCGCCAACUUGUCAAUUCUUGAUCUUUAUUUUAAAACCUUACAUACAUGUCAUACGGAAAAAACUUAAUUGGUAAUCCGAUCCGUAAAUUAUCUAUUACUAUUAUAAAAAUAAAAUAUAUUUAUUAUUGAUUAUUUGGAUCUUAUUUAUUAAAAUUUAUUAAUUGUUGGUAGUUUACCUGGUGAGUAGAUAUAGCUAAGCUCUAUUUCAUGCGCUCUCACUCUUCUUCCAACAAUUGUUGUACUAGUAUUAGUCCAUUAAAACAAUAUUAUUAUUAUUAUUUGCUACGCUUUG